CGCUGAUCUGCGAGAGCGAUGCGUCUACAAGUCGACGAGGCAGACUUCAUAGACGAGGGUUCCUUCGGCAAAAUCUACGCUGCACGAGUGAUAUCCAGCCGCACAACGGUGCCGCAGGACAUCGUUGUCAAAAAGGGACGAUCCGCUACUGACUACAAGUUUGCGAAGAACCCAAUGUUGCUCCAUGAGGCCUGCGCUAUGCUCGAGCUGCGAGGACACCCGAACAUCCCUGCAGUCUAUUCGUGGGGGAGAUCCCAGAUGUUCGAGUACCUUGUUAUGGAGCGCCUUGGAAAGGAUAUCAGGGAACCUCUCCGGUCAACUUCGACGGGCCUGACGAUGCGCAAUCUGGUUGCAUUAACCUGCCAGAUGAUAGAUGCGGUGGAACAUGUACACGCCCACCACAUCAUUCACUGCGACAUCAAGCCCGGAAACUUUCUGUUCGACCUCCAGCUAGCCAGCGGAUACAUCAAACUCAUCGAUUUCGGCAUCGCGAGGAUUUAUCGCGACCGUAACACUCUUCGCCACGUCCCAGAGUCCACCAUCACCGAGCAUAUAGGUACUAGGAGGUAUACGAGCGUGAACGUACAUCUUCAUCGCAAUCCCUCGCGUCGAGACGACAUGGUAUCUCUCGCGUACUCCAUCAUCAACCUACUCUGCAAUUGGCUUCCGUGGUCGAGAAUGGAGGACGCGGACGAAGUUUUUGCGCUCAAGCAGAUGUGGACUGGCGCCGACCUAUGUGCUGGUUAUCCCGCCGUCUUUGGUGACUUUUUGGACUACACCCGAUCCUUAGGGUACCAAGAUACACCCGACUACGCGGGAUGGCGGUCCCGCUUCUUGUCUGUGGCACCAGAGCUAGACGGAAAGCCACUCUACAAAGCCGGGGACUACGGUCCCAAGGUCGGUAGGCGCGCUUCAGACUCUUCACCAUCCGGCGUCGCCGUAGACCCAAAGCCAGAGUCGCACAGACCAGAGCGCAUGCGAUCGGUGACGCCGCCCAACCUAUCGCAAUUCGGAAUUUGCGUCCCCUACUCAACUUGGAUGGGGGCAGUGUCGGUCGCAGACGAGCAUCUCAUCGGCGACGAACGUGCGAUGGUGCGCCAGUUGGAGCCCCUCGAGGACCCUCCGAUGCACGAUUAUGAAGGCGAAGUCAUGGUCGACUAA
Messenger RNA from Schizophyllum commune H4-8, 1161 nucleotides. RefSeq names its product kinase-like protein. The coding region runs from base 19 to 1161 and encodes 380 amino acids. Gene Ontology annotation, molecular function: ATP binding; protein serine/threonine kinase activity. Gene Ontology annotation, cellular component: nucleus; cytoplasm. Lineage: Eukaryota; Fungi; Basidiomycota; Agaricomycetes; Agaricales; Schizophyllaceae. The transcript is spliced from 5 exons. Gene Ontology annotation, biological process: signal transduction; peptidyl-serine phosphorylation. The record is from RefSeq and is a predicted model, not a curated record.